Messenger RNA from Leishmania mexicana MHOM/GT/2001/U1103, 3003 nucleotides. RefSeq names its product putative protein kinase. Gene Ontology annotation, cellular component: cytosol. The transcript has a single exon. The record is from RefSeq and is a predicted model, not a curated record. NCBI's taxonomy places the organism in Eukaryota, Euglenozoa, Kinetoplastea, Trypanosomatida, Trypanosomatidae. Gene Ontology annotation, molecular function: ATP binding; eukaryotic translation initiation factor 2alpha kinase activity. The coding region runs from base 1 to 3003 and encodes 1000 amino acids. Gene Ontology annotation, biological process: protein phosphorylation.
AUGCGAGCAACGAUAGACGACGAGAACUCGUCCGUGGCCGUCACGCUUCUGCCUUCAGCACAGGUGGAGCCUCUGACCAGCUCUCAGCCUCCCACACGCACCGGCGCCGUGGGCACCAUGGUGAAGACUGAUGUCAUCAAUGCACCAGGCAAUGAUGCAGGCAGCUCUGGUGGCGGGAGCGGGCCAUCUUCGAUGGCCACGGCGACCACAACCAACGCAGUCUUCUACAACCCCUCCGCGCAGCUGCCGACGCCGCCACCACUGCAUCGGAACUCGUCGUCGCCGGCGCCGAUGCAGCAUCCUCAGCACGAGGAGCCGCAGCGACUUGGAGCUGUGCCCUACUUGCCUGCGUCCUGCGAGUCCGACAGCAACGAGGAGCCUCUCUUCCAGCACCCCCCACCUGCAACGCCAAGAGCACCCCUUCUGCAGGGCCCGCAGUCGGGCCGUCUGUGGGGCGCCGUGAGCUCGACGCCGUCGUCCGCCGGCUUUGUUAGCGGUGGAACCGCUCCGUACGCGUCCCUUCUCCACACUUCAUCCGCCCUGGCCGUGGGGGACCCGGAGACGCCGGACACAACGGCGGGGCAUGGCGUAGUUGUCGGAAGUGAAACCUCGAAUCGCUGCCUUCCGGCGUCCAUCAAGGCGCACCCCCCUGCGUCCGCCACCAGCCCUGCAAGCAUACACGGAGGCUACUCGGACAGUGGCAGUGACUUCACGGCAACGACAACGGUUGGAAAUCAUAGCAGUGGCGGCCGCGGACUGCGACGGCCUUCACUAAUGACGGGCCCCAACGGCGCGGCAGUGCCAUUGGCGUCACCGAUGCUGAGUGGGCCGCAGGGUCGGUGGGUAAGGCCGUCGGGCGAGGAGAGCAGCAGCGGCCUUGCAACCCUGUCUGUGACUGCGGCGCCCGCCAACUUGGGGGACACCGUACUCGUAGCUGAGCCGCCGACACCAAUGAAGCAGCGUCGCACGAUCCACACAGGAAUGAGCAGCACGGGAAGUCUUCCAUGCGGAGCCAUCGGCGCCGGUCCUCGACUCUCUACCACCGCCGCAGCCAGCACCGGAACCUGCUCCUCGGCUGCUGCUGCAACGUCCGCCGCCGCCGUAGCUGGAGGUGCGUCACCAAAGCCGUCUCUGCGCAUUGCCGCGCCACUUCGAGGACUCGGCUACAACUCAGCGGCUAACAGCGCAUCAGCGCCUGCCUCUCGUCCCACCACGUCAGGCAUGAGCACCGCCCCCCCUCCACCCUCCUUCAAGUGCUACCGCCGCGAGGGCAGCCGGAAGCGGUCCGCCGACGUUCUGUCGCAGUUUAGCGCACUUGACCUUGACGAAACGCCGGCAACGCCUUUUGCGCAGACGGGUACCGGUCGCUUUACCAGCAUCACCCACAACGGCAACGGGCACAACGCCUUCCCAUCGCAGCCUUCACCGUCGAUGGCUCUCUACCGGGGCGCCGGCGGCGGCAGCAAUGCGAUCGGCGCCGUCUCCCCUCUUAUCAUAGACUACGCCACGCCUGUGGCUCUGUCUCAGCAGAUUGGUGGCUCGAAUACCUUCUCGCAGGUGCUGCUGCAUCCAUCUCAGGACGUUCUGGACAUGUCGCAGGCCGAAACGGAGUGCUCGAACUUCUUGGCGCGGCGCAUCCUAAACGAGUACAACGAGGUACGACUCCUCGGCAGCGGCUCGUUCGGCACGGUCUCCUUGUUCAAGGAGAUCAGCUCAGGCGAGUACGUCGCAGUGAAGAUGUCGCCGCCGCUGCGGACGCCGGAGAUGGAGCGGCGCUACCGCCGCGAGCGGUCCGUGAUGGGCAUGGUGCGGGGGCUGCCGCACGUCGUGCAGCUCUCUGCCGCAUGGGAGGAAGGUCGGGUGCCGCGCAUGUAUCUGCAGCUUGAGUACUGCCCUGGCGGCUCCGUCGCGUCUGUCGCGAACGCGAAGCAGAGCCGGAAUGAGCCCUGGUCGGAGGCGGAGGUGAAGGUGUUCCUAGCUCACAUGAGCAUCGCACUCGAUGCGCUGCACCGCGCCAACAUUGCGCACGUCGACUUCAAGCCGGACAACGUCCUCGUCGAUAAGGAUGGAGCGUACAAGCUGUCUGAUUUCGGCUGCAGCGUGCUACUGGAUGAGAGAGGCCGACCGAGACCGGAGACGCGGAACGGCUACGGAUCCCCGGCACGAGUCCAACGAGCUGGCGGGGUCGGAGGUGUCGCGUGCGCGAACCCGAGCGGCGGACCUGUCGCUCACACAGGUGCUGGCGCUGGUGGGCUGGGCUCUUCCCUGGACUUCAGCAGCUGGAACGAAGGCAACGAGCUGAGCACGGUGAGCAUUGACGAGGGCGACUGCCGGUACCUAUGCGCCGACAUGCUGAAUGAAAAGCAGCACUUCAAGGCUGGCGACAUGUUCUCGCUGGGGAUGUCGCUUUUCGAGCUCAUGUCGGGCCAACCACUCCCCCGAAAUGGUGAUCAGUUCCUAGCGCUCCGCCGCCGCGUGCCGGUGGAGAUGCUGCGCCGCCGCGGAUACUCGGCCGACCUGGUGGAGCUUGUCGUGGCGCUCUUGCGUAGCAAUCCCCCACAGCGACCCACUGCACGACAGGUUCUACAGUACCUCCGGCCCUCUUCCGAGGAACUUCAGUUGCUCUCGAGCGCCUCAGCGAUGCAGAGGUGGACAGAGAGCGCUGAAAGUUUUUGCCAACUGCAGGAGGAGGAGCGGCAGCAGCCACCGCUCGGCAAGGAUGGUGUGCUGACUGCCACCGUGGACGCGCUGCGGUGUGUGAGUGCGCUCAUGGAGGCGUCGAUGUGGCUCUUCACGACAACUCAGCAGGACGUUCACCGACUCGCUGCCCCAGCAAACGCCGACAAGGGAGAGGAGGAGGAGGAUGAGCGGCGCCGUCAGCAAACUCAGCAGUUACAGCCGCAGCCGUUGCUCCAGCUCCCUUGCGGGCAACAGUUAGAAGACCUGCCUAUGUCUCCGAUCCAGCGCGAUGAGGCGUGUACGCCGACAGCACUGAAUUACUAA